GCAAUUUUACUCCAUAGCCAAUAUGAUGGUUCUUUGUAACUGUAAUAAUGUCUCUAUAUUUGACCAAAUUGACACAAUUGUUUAACUAGUUGGAGUCUUUUUUUUUUUUCUUUUUUUUUGGUGCUGAUUAAUAACAAUUUCAGUUUCUUGAUAUUUAUGGUGGUGAUACAAAUGGCACAAAAGAUUUUAGUUCUUAAGGGGCGGGUGUUUUGGCGACUUAUAGGGUUCUUCUUUGGUUACACUUACAUUGUUACACAUAUGCAAACAAAACUAAUUUAACUAAAUGAUCCAACCACUAGACGUACAUCUCAAUAUUUUUCCAUCAACAAAUGUCUCCGUCACCCCAAGAACAAGAUCUCAUCGUUAACGGAGUCUAGCCUAGUGGAAAAGGACUUUCACUUACAAACCAGAGGUCUCAGGUUCGAACCCCCAUGUCAUCUUAGUUUUAUGUGUAUGUGUGUGUGAGCAACCCUCAUCCCCUAUACUAAAAAAAAAUUAUAAAUAAUUAUAAAUUUAAAAAAAAACAAGAUCUCAUCAGCCCUGAUUAAAUUAGAAAUGACAAAAGUUUAGGCCAAGGAAAAGUUUGAGACUUGUUCAAGUUCAAACAAAAAAAUAAGGUUAAAGGAAUUUGUCAAGUGUCAAAAUUCUAUUUGUUUUGAGUAGGAGCUCCUCCUCAAUUAAAAGGAGCCUAGCUAUUUUAGGUUCUGCAAGGUGCGGGUAUUUCGGCAACUUAUAGGGCUCUUCCUUGGUUACACAUGAUGCAAACAAAAUUAAUUUUCACAUCCACAAAAAUAACAACAUAUAUAAUUUUCUCCAACAUAUAUAAUGAGGUAUUUUCCAAUCCAUAUCCAACAAGAAACUCUUUAGCAGAACAAUCUGUAGAUUAUUACAAUUAACCACUAAUUAACAUUAUGGAAGGGUUGUGCAAGAACAAGAUCUCAUUAGCCCUACUUUUAAUUUGCCUAAUAGGGUUAGCCCGUGCCCAAAACGCCCCAGAUGACUACGUGAAAGCCCACAACGCGGCGCGAGCGGCGGUUGGCCUCGACACCUUGGACUGGGAUGAAGGCCUAGCAGAUUCUGCGAAAAACUAUGCUAACCAACGUGCCGGCGACUGCGACCUCGUGCACUCGAAUUCAGGCCCUGGUGAAAACCUUGCAAUGAGCCCUGACGGAGACUUGACGGCGAAAUUGGCUGUGGACCAAUGGGUGGCGGAGAAGGCCGAUUAUGAUUACAAGACCAACACCUGCGCCCCUGGGAAGCAGUGUGGCCAUUAUACGCAGGUCGUUUGGCGUGACACAGGGCUUGUUGGGUGUGCCAAAGUCCAGUGCGCCUAUGGAGGUUCCUAUGUCGUUUGCCACUAUGAUCCUGCAGGCAACUCUGUUGGGGUGAAGCCUUACUAAUAGGCUUAAUUGAUCACAGUGUGUGCCUGAAGGGAUCCUGGCCAUUAGUAUUUUUAUUUUUGGUCUUCUGAUUAAACCUAAAUCAUAAAAAGCAAAAUAGAAAAGAAUUCAUAGAUCGGAGAAUCAUGCGAUCGAGCAUUCAUGCAUAUUUUGACUUGUUUUUUGUUUUUCAUUUCUUAUUUUCUUUUCUCUUCCCUUUCUUGGAAGUAAAGUGAAAGCGCUAUGCAAAUUUUAAUGUAGUAAUACUAGUAAAAGUUUGGCAAUCCAAUAAAUGUCAAGGGGGAUGUCUUGGCGACUUGAUUAUUUCCUAGCUUUCUAGAUGUUGAAAUUUCGAUGUUUACAGAAAGAAACAACAUAAUACAACUGAUGAAUAUUACGCACCAA
Messenger RNA from Prunus persica (peach), 1784 nucleotides. Its product is annotated as pathogenesis-related leaf protein 4. The transcript has a single exon. Bases 912 to 1400 code for a protein of 162 amino acids. Lineage: Eukaryota; Viridiplantae; Streptophyta; Magnoliopsida; Rosales; Rosaceae. Gene Ontology annotation, cellular component: extracellular region. The record is from RefSeq and is a predicted model, not a curated record.